Messenger RNA from Uncinocarpus reesii 1704, 549 nucleotides. RefSeq lists its product as uncharacterized. The transcript has 2 exons. The record is from RefSeq and is a predicted model, not a curated record. Lineage: Eukaryota; Fungi; Ascomycota; Eurotiomycetes; Onygenales; Onygenaceae. The coding region runs from base 1 to 549 and encodes 182 amino acids.
AUGGCAUCCUACAUUUCCGCCAGCGAGGCGUACGAGCGCGAGAGAUCACCGACCAAUGGCGCUCCCACAUGCUCAUCCUCGCAAUCCCAAACUCCCUGGUCAGAUAAAUACCGCGGUGCCACAGUAGAAGACCUCGACCCCCCACCCGCCCUCUCCACGUCCCCGCACGACUCCAUCUCGUCCGCCCUCCUCGCCGCCUACGAGCGCGACUACACCCACCUCACCGUGAUCUCAUCCACCUCCCGCUCGCUCCUUGGCUACUUGAAUAUUCCGCGCCUAAAAUCGCUACUCCAGAAUGGGGCCGUGGCGGAAUCCGACCCGGUAGAAAAGGCAAUGCAGCGAUUUAGGAGGAAACAGCAUGUCUACAAGGUGAUCACGAUGGACACGCCGCUGGAGGAGUUGGAGAGGUUUUUUGAGGGGGAGAUGGGCGGGGGCGAGAAGAGGGAGAAGCAGGACUUUGCGGUGGUGACGGAUGCGAGUCGGAAAUUUGUGCUUGGGGUUGCUACAAAAGAGGAUCUGGAGCAGUUUGUGAAGAGGAGGCCGACGUGA